This is a messenger RNA of Epinephelus fuscoguttatus (brown-marbled grouper), 701 nucleotides long. RefSeq names its product secretory calcium-binding phosphoprotein 7 (gene scpp7). The coding region runs from base 46 to 447 and encodes 133 amino acids. The record is from RefSeq and is a predicted model, not a curated record. NCBI's taxonomy places the organism in Eukaryota, Metazoa, Chordata, Actinopteri, Perciformes, Serranidae. The transcript is spliced from 9 exons.
UCCUCCAGCACUCGUGUGUGGCCAGAAAGGAAAGCUUCAUUCAACAUGAAAUUCCUGCUUGCUGCCUGCAUCCUUGGGGUGGCUGUCUGUGCUCCACCGCAGAUGUACAUGGAGUUUGACAUCCGUCAUGCUCCGGCUCAGGCAGCUCAGGCAAUUCCUGCCGGAGCCCCACUUGGGACUCUAGAAGUUCUGCUCCCUGUUGAUGCCCAGAGGCAGCCUGUUGGAGGACCAGUCCGUGGCUUCAUCAAGCAGGAGGUCCUCCAGGCAAACGGCAUUGACACUAAGGAUGUGUUUUACCCCUUUGGUUUCGACCUGCCGGCUCCUGCUGCCCCUGUUGUUGUUGCUGAUCCCGUUGCUCCUGCAGCUGCAGCUCCAGCUGCUCCUGCUGCUCCUGCUGCCCCUGCUGCCAGACCCAAAGGAGAUGAUGAUGAUGAUGACGAUGACUAAACAUUCAGAGUCAGCAGGAUGUGAGACGGUGAACAGUGCAACAAAGACCAGCAGCCUACACCGGUGAAAGAAAACCAGCCAACACUUCCCAGAGUAUGAAAAAAAUAUGGUACAAUGCUUUUGAAAGAAUAAAAUGGUGCUAUGUGUUUCAAAGGAAGAAAACAGUGCUCUGCAGAUGGUGCGAUGUUUUUCUGUGGAUAAAAAGUGGAAAAGGUGCUCUGUCUUGUAAUAAAAUACGGUGCUAUGCAAGGAAA